AUGGCGGCCCUUGCCCGCCUGCUGGAGCGUCUGCUCUGGCCGGCGCAAAAGGAGGAGGGGGCAGAGGAGGAGGAGGGGCGCAGGACUCCCAAUGGGCCUCCUCGGUUCCUCCUGGACGCCCCGCGAUGCGCUCAGCGGCCGCACGGGGGUGAGGCAGCCUCUUGGGGCCUGCGCUUCGGAGCGAGCGCAGCAGGUUGGCGCGCGCACAUGGAGGACGCGCAUUGCGCUUGGCUCGCGUUACCCGGGCUGCCCCAGGGCUGGGCUUUCUUUGCUGUCCUCGACGGCCAAGGCGGAGCGCGAGCAGCCCUCUUCGGCGCGCGCCACCUGCCCGGCCACGUGCUCUUGGCGUUGGACCCUGCGCCUGGCGAGCCAGAGGGCGUGCGGGCGCUUCGCCUGGCUUUCUGGAGCGCAGACGCACGCCCGCGCUCGCUGCCCCGCGGCGAACCAGGCGGCUCUACCGCGGUGGUGUUACUCGUCUCCCCGCGCUUUCUGUACCUGGCACACUGCGGUGACUCUCGCGCGGUGCUGAGCCGCGCUGGAGCUGUGGCCUUCAGCACCGAGGGCCAUGGACCCCUCCGGCUCCGGGAACGCGAGCGUAUCCGUGCGCUUCUCUGCGCGCAGCAGUUGGACACGUGCCUGUGCAAGGUCCUGGGGUGGGACACGGCCGUGGACACCAGCUCCGAGAUCACCACCAAGGACUUAAAGGAGAAGCAGGAAGUUGUGGAGGAGGCAGAGAAUGGAAGAGAUGCACCUGCGAAUGGGGACGCUGAGAAUGAGGAAAAUGGGGAGCAGGAGGCUGACAAUGAGGGCAGCCUGGACAACAUGACCUGCAUCCUGGUCUGCUUCCCCCGGGGCCCCCAGGUUGCGAGGAGGAAGGAGCUAGAGCUGCAUGCAGCCUUGGGCCGCAGGGUGGCAGGUGGGCAAGCUCUUUUAGAAGCUCAGCGGGAGGGGUGGUCGGCAGGGGCACUCCCAUCCCUGCUGUGUUCCUCUGCCCAGGAGCCCCCCAGCCUGAACAAGGUGUUCAGGACUCUGGCCUCUGAGGACAUCCCGGAUUUACCUCCUGGGGGAGGGCUCUACUGCAGGGCCGCUCUCAUCCCUGAAGCUUAUUCUCAGCUCUUCCAGGCCUCAGGGCAGCGCUGGGAGAAGGCGCAGAACGGGGCUGGGAAGGCCACUGGCACCCAUCCAAGCUCUGCCUUGGACUUCAGGCCUGACAGCUGUCGUCCUUAG
Myotis lucifugus (little brown bat) is the source of this 1227-nucleotide messenger RNA. It is a transcript of the gene PPM1N, whose product is annotated as protein phosphatase, Mg2+/Mn2+ dependent 1N (putative). Lineage: Eukaryota; Metazoa; Chordata; Mammalia; Chiroptera; Vespertilionidae. Gene Ontology annotation, biological process: positive regulation of transcription by RNA polymerase II; negative regulation of apoptotic process. Gene Ontology annotation, cellular component: nucleus. The record is from RefSeq and is a predicted model, not a curated record. Gene Ontology annotation, molecular function: manganese ion binding; phosphoprotein phosphatase activity; histone binding.